Molecule: messenger RNA, 1089 nt
Organism: Galendromus occidentalis (western predatory mite)
Lineage: Eukaryota; Metazoa; Arthropoda; Arachnida; Mesostigmata; Phytoseiidae
Product: DET1- and DDB1-associated protein 1
Exons: 2
Coding region: 339-722 (127 amino acids)
Biological process (GO): positive regulation of proteasomal ubiquitin-dependent protein catabolic process
Cellular component (GO): Cul4-RING E3 ubiquitin ligase complex
Source: RefSeq, a predicted model, not a curated record
UCUAUGUGUGUCUGUGUAAGUGUGUUGGAUUGAUCAGAUCGAUUCGUUUCGGCUGUUGUCUGGACUCCAGAUAUGCGCAGACCUUAUUCCGGAAGGGAUUCUGAGGCGUGAAUGUGUCGACUCCAAGGUCUUUCCGAAUCCUUGACUCUCCAGCGCUCCGAUCUGACAGCGAUCCGGAAACGUCGCGUUCGAACAAGCAAAUCUAAACUUGAAGGAGCUGCUGGCCUCGCAGCAUUCGGAGGUCGACUCCUGUCUUCUGUACCGGAAUCCAGUUGGUGAGAUUCCCAUUCGGAGCGCAGAGUGAGGGAGAACGUGGCCCGGCUAGAAUCCAAGACCAAAUGGCGAACGUUAUGAGGAAUCUGCCCACGAAAACAUUGUUUUCCGCUGGGCCAUCGUGCAGCUCUGAAGGUGUCGAAGCAAGUUUGAGCAACUUGCCGUCGUUCAACUCACGGAAUUUCGCCAAAUUUCAACCCUGUUCCCAGAGCAGAAACAGCACACGGAAGCCUCCAACUUACCUUCCGCUAAAAGAUCACCCCUUAUCGCAGACGAUAACUACAGAGAAAACCAACAUCCUCCUCCGGUAUCUCCACUACCAAACUGGUGGAAAGAAAUCGUCUAAACGGAGAGAUGCCUCGCCUUCUGAGGACGCGCCUCGUAAACGAAAUCGCGAAGAUCAAUCCACAGAUAUGGACACAAAUGCGGAACGCAGCGACGACGAUUAGAUCUAACGGAGUUCCAUGCACCGCUGGAAAGCCCUAUUGUACACGAUCGGAAAAAGAGUUUAGGAAAGCUCGUGUAUGAUUCGAGCGCAAGAACGAGGGAGAUAUUUUUGUUAAUGCAGAGUAAAGCUGAAGAGGCGUACGUCGCUCAUAUGAGUCGCGCGGAAAGCCACCGCGGAUUCCCACUGUCUCUGAAGCAGCCUUAUCCACAACUCAUAGCCUUAUCCAUGUGGAUCACAGGGACGCGCUCGGCACAUUCAUACGAGGAGUCAAAUUUUCAUACUCGAGAUGAUGAUCCCAUCCCCGAUGGAGCGAGUUUUAGGUAAUCGGAUCAGCAGCUAAUAAAAGUUCGAGAAGUUCACGUCAUCAA